AUGAUGAUCAAAUGUAAAUAUAUACUUCCAAAAUUUAUAUUGAAAUCUAAAAUAAGCACCUCCUAUAUAAUUAACGAAUAUCACACGAUUAGACUUUUUUCUACCAAAUCUAAAAAGAAUAGACAAUGUGAAGAACCAACUUUUAUUACAUCGCCCGGUCAGAAUAGAUGGAGAACACUUGGAGAUGAUAAUACAUCUAUUUCAAAUGAAUUGCCCCGUGGUACUACUAAGGAAUCGACUAAUAACCAUGAUAAUUCAACAAGCGUUGCUAAUAAUGACAAAGGCAUUGAUUGCGAAGACAAACUAUUGUUGGAUGAAUAUAAUCUGGGAGUGGAUGGUGAAAAACUUACACCAGAACAGGAAAAUGAGAAAGCAGAACUUGUUAAGGAGCUUACGAAACGGCUAAGAGGUCCAUUAGCGGAUGAAAAUGGUAAUAUUCCUACCGGUGAUAAACGACCAAUUGCCAUAGAAGUAGAUGGUCCAUCCCACUUCUAUGCAAACAGUACUAAUUACACCGCUUAUACGAAACUCAAACAUAGGCUACUUACUAGGAUGGGGUAUAAGGUUUUACAUGUACCAUAUUUCGAAUGGAGAAGACUGAGAGGCGCUAGGGAAAGGGAAGAUUAUAUGCGGGCCAAGUUGGCUGAGGAACCUACUGAGUGGCUUGAUCCUGAAGAUGAAAAGUUCUACUCCGAGAGGUUGGAUAUCCUGAAGCAGCAAUUUUCGUCCACGCCCACACCAACAACUGUCAAUUCCGCUGCUAAUGAUGUAAAAAAUGAAACUAUUAAUCGUUAA
Babesia microti strain RI is the source of this 795-nucleotide messenger RNA. RefSeq lists its product as hypothetical. The record is from RefSeq and is a predicted model, not a curated record. NCBI's taxonomy places the organism in Eukaryota, Apicomplexa, Aconoidasida, Piroplasmida, Babesiidae. The transcript has a single exon. Bases 1 to 795 code for a protein of 264 amino acids.